AUGGCGGCCGCCAUGGUGGCAUCUAAUACGGCAGCCCUGGGGGAGCCCAAUAUGGCGGCAGCCACGUUGGCAUCCAAUAUGGCGGCGCCCUUGUGUACGUCCAACAUGGCGGCGUCCUUAGAGGCAUCCAAGAUGGCGGCACCCUCGUGUACGUCAAACAUGGCGGCCACUCGGUCACGCUCAAUAUGGCGGCGCCCAUGCCCUCAUCCAAGAUGGCGGCGCCCUUGGGCGCACCCAAGAUGGCGCCGGCCCCGCCCUGGGCUGUUCCAUUGGGAGCCGCGGGAGGGGGGGAGGGGCAAGGGGCGGAGCUUGGGGCAGCUUCCGGCGAUGCUGUUCCGGGUCACGGGGGGGUUACGGGGGAGGCUGUUCCCCCUCCCCCCCCCCGCUCGCUCUUCCGCUGACCUCCCCCCCCCUGACCUCGCCCGCGAGCGCUCCAAGCACGUGACCGCCUUCUACCUGCAGCCGGCCAUUGACAGCGCGGCCGAGAGGCCCUUGGUGCGCCUGACCCCAACCACGAUGCUGUACUCGGGGCGCUCGCAGGAUGGGAGCCACAUCAUGCAGAGCGCCCGGUACCUGCAGCAGGAGCUCCCUGUCCGCAUUGCCCAUAGGAUCAGAGGCUUCCGGAGCCUUCCCUUCAUCAUCGGCUGUAACCCAACUAUACUGCACGUGCAUGAGCUCUACAUUCGAGCCUUCCAGAUGCUGAGUGACUUCCCCCCGAUCCAGUCUCCCAGUGACGAGUGCAGGUUCUGUUCCCUCCUGCGGCAGCUGCUGGAGGAUCACAAGGAUGUGGUCACACUGCUGGCUGAGGGGCUCAGGGAGUGCCGCAGACACAUACAGGAUGAGCACCUCAUCCGCAUGUUCCUGGAUGAGACCCUCACAUCCCGCUUGGGAAUGCGGAUGCUGGCAGCACAUCACCUGGCUCUGCAUGAGGAUAAGCCAGACUUCGUGGGCAUCAUCUGCACCCGACUCUCACCCAAGAAGCUCAUUGAGAAGUGGGUCGACUUCGCACGGCGCCUGUGCGAGCACCGCUAUGGGAACGCCCCCCGCGUGCGCAUCAAUGGUCACGUGGCCGCAAGGUUCCCAUAUAUCCCCCUGCCCCUGGACUAUGUCCUGCCCGAGCUGCUCAAGAACGCAAUGAGGGCCACCAUGGAGUCCCACCUGGACACCCCAUACAAUGUACCUGACAUCGUGGUCACCAUUGCCAACAAUGACAUCGACUUCAUCAUCCGGAUCUCAGACCGGGGGGGGGGCAUCCCCCAUGACCUCCUGGACAAGGUCACCCAGUAUCACUUCAGCACAGCCGAGGACAGUGCUCAGGACCCACGCUUGGGGGGCAGCCCCUUCCGGAGCCUGAUGGAGCCUGUGGGGCCCAUGCAUGGGUUCGGGUUCGGGCUGCCCACGUCACGUGCCUACGCUCAGUUCCUGCUGGGGUCACUGUCUCUGCAGUCCCUGCAGGGUCUGGGCACUGAUGUGUUCCUGAGGCUGCGGCACAUGGACGGCAGCGCCCAGAGCUUCCGGGUCUGACACCCUAUGGGGUCCUAUGGGGUCCUAUGGGGUCCUAUGGGGUCCUAUGGGUU
Molecule: messenger RNA, 1577 nt
Organism: Melopsittacus undulatus (budgerigar)
Lineage: Eukaryota; Metazoa; Chordata; Aves; Psittaciformes; Psittaculidae
Product: 3-methyl-2-oxobutanoate dehydrogenase [lipoamide] kinase, mitochondrial-like
Exons: 13
Coding region: 1-1524 (507 amino acids)
Biological process (GO): regulation of glucose metabolic process; protein phosphorylation
Cellular component (GO): mitochondrion
Molecular function (GO): pyruvate dehydrogenase (acetyl-transferring) kinase activity
Source: RefSeq, a predicted model, not a curated record